This is a messenger RNA of Rattus rattus (black rat), 375 nucleotides long. RefSeq names its product tubulin beta-4B chain-like. Gene Ontology annotation, biological process: neuron migration; microtubule cytoskeleton organization; mitotic cell cycle. The transcript is spliced from 2 exons. The record is from RefSeq and is a predicted model, not a curated record. The annotation marks the transcript as partial. Gene Ontology annotation, cellular component: cytoplasm; microtubule. NCBI's taxonomy places the organism in Eukaryota, Metazoa, Chordata, Mammalia, Rodentia, Muridae. Gene Ontology annotation, molecular function: structural constituent of cytoskeleton; GTP binding; GTPase activity.
UUGCCUUCGUUUCAGUUUUGGGAGGUGAUAAGCGAUGAGCAUGGCAUCGACCCCACUGGCAGUUACCAUGGCGACAGUGACUUGCAGCUGGAGAGAAUCAAUGUGUACUACAAUGAAGCUGCUGGCAACAAAUAUGUACCUCGGGCCAUCCUAGUGGACCUGGAGCCAGGCACCAUGGACUCAGUGAGGUCGGGACCAUUCGGCCAGAUCUUCAGGCCAGACAACUUUGUGUUCGGUAUGUCGUCAUGCUCCAGGAGAGCUGCCCAGCUGACUCAUUCCCUUCCUAGCAGCUGUGGGCUUUACAGUUCUGUGUGCAGCAUCCAGCUGAGCCUGUGUCCCAGGGACCACAAGUCCUGGCCUAACCUAUGCAGCUGA